Messenger RNA from Trichophyton verrucosum HKI 0517, 1239 nucleotides. RefSeq lists its product as uncharacterized. NCBI's taxonomy places the organism in Eukaryota, Fungi, Ascomycota, Eurotiomycetes, Onygenales, Arthrodermataceae. Bases 1 to 1239 code for a protein of 412 amino acids. The record is from RefSeq and is a predicted model, not a curated record. The transcript has 4 exons.
AUGGCUGAAAACACUGAGAUCGACUACACGCUCAACAACCCCGAUACCCUGACCAAGUACAAGACCGCCGCCCAGAUCUCCCAUAAAGUGCUCGAGGCCGUUUCAGGAUGGUGCGUUGAGGGAGCAAAGAUCGUCGAGCUCUGCGAGAAGGGAGACAAGCUGCUCGACGAGGAGGUGGCCAAGGUCUACAAGGGCAAGAAGGUGUCGAAAGAUGCGGAAGAGGCUGCCACCGAGCUCAAGGCCAACGAGGUGGUCAAGAUUCAGCUCGGUGCUCAGAUCGAUGGAUUCGGGACCAUAGUCUGCGAUACCAUCGUCGUGGGAGGAAAGGUCACCGGCCGUGAGGCAGACCUCCUGCUGGCCACCCACUACGCCAACGAGCUGCUGCUCAGGCUCAUGGUUCCCCCGGGGCUCGUUGCUCAAGGCACAGAGGAAGAGAAGAAGAAGGCGGCUGCCGAGAAGCCACCAACCCAGGCCAAGAUAUCCAGCUUGCUCGAGAAGGUAGCCAAGUCAUACGACUGCACAGUCGUCGAGAACACCACCAGCUGGCUGUUCGAGCGCAACGAGAUCGAAGGAAGCAAGAAGAUCAUUGUAGCCCCCGGAACGGGAGUCAAGGGUGAGGGAACCCCCGAAGUACAGGAAAUCUGGGGUGUCGAGGUCGGGCUCAGCUUGGGAUCCGGCAAGGUCAAGACUCUCGAGCAUAGACCAACUUUGCACCGCCGUACCACAACUACAUAUAUCCUCAAGAGACCCAGCUCCAGACAGACCCUGUCCGAGAUUGUCAAGAAGUUUGGAACUUUCCCCUUCAGCUUGCGCCAGCUGGAUGAUGAGCGGGCCGGCAAGGUCGGCGUCGUCGAGUGUGUGCGAGGUGGCGUCGUGCGUCAGUACGAGCCAGCCGGAGAGGCAGACGGUUCUCCUGUCUCGAGACUUUUGACAACAGUUGGUACGUUACCUAUUUCUAAUACCUUUAAAUAUAUAUGUAUGCUUUUAUAUGCUAACACAAGAACAGCCAUUUUGAAAAACGGACUGAGCAGACUGGCUGCUCCACCACCACUUGACCUGGAGAAGGUCCAGUCAGACAAGAAGAUCACCGAUGAAGAAGUGCUGGCCAUCCUGGAGCGCCCACUGGCCAAGUCUACGGGCUCCAAGGGCAAGAAGAACAAGAAGAAGAAGAAGAAGCCGGCAAAGAAGGCUGUCGAGGAGGAAGAAGACGAUGAGGAAGAAGAUUCCGAUGAGGAGUAG